CGGCCGGCAGAUGCGUCCCUAUAACUCUGCAAAGACCUGUCCUGUCCUCUCACGCAGCUGAGGAAGUACGAGUACGGCUGAUGUGUGUGUAAUACGUGCAUAAUUAACCAACACGCCGAGGCGAGAGGCACCACGGCCGUUUCUCCCAGUGAUCAUACACGCAUCCGAGGGUCGUGUGUACGUAGUUAGCGGUGAAACUCGGCGGACUCCGCGCGCACCGGUUUGACAGCCAGAACUGGACGACGACCAUCGUGAGCCUUCAGUGCUUAGAAGAUCCUCACGUUCGCGGAAACAUCACAAUAAAGCGAGUUUCGCACGCGGCCAAUAUUGUCUUUUAUUUUUGAAACACCGUCCAGGAUGAGUGCGACUUCUACGGGCUCUGCCAUGGCGAUCCUCUUCCUCGGCUUAGCCACAAUUUUGGUCUCCAUGGUCCCCACCAUAGCGGCUAAAGCUGCAGUGGCUGCAAAUAGAAACGCUUCGGCUAGAGCAUCGGAUUCUUGGGGGGACGAGGACUACGUUCCUUACCGAGGUGAUCGGUUCAACAUCUUCGAUUGGAGUCUUUGCAAGAAUCUGGCGGUGAAGUACUCUUCCAACAUGCUUAUCUCGCCAAUAUCAGUGAAACUCGCCCUGGUUCUGCUCUACGAAGGUGCUCAAGGCCAGACUGCUCACGAGCUUGCCGACGUCUUGGAGCUUCCCAAUGGUCGUGAGGCGACUCGGGAUCGUUUCGCGACCAUUCUCCGCUCUCUGCAGACGCGUCAGCCAGAGUACACCUUGGACAUAUCUACUCGUCUUUAUGUCGACACGUCGAUUCAGGCUAGACAACGUUACAGUGCGAUCGUCAAGACUUUUUACUCCACAGACAUUGUGACCACUAAUUUAUCCGAUGCCCGUCCUGCACUCGCAAACAUCAAUGCAUGGGUUAGCAAUGUGACUCAUGGUCGCAUUAAGGAGGUUCUUACCGACGAGGAAAAAAUCAAGGACUCCGUUUUUUUGGUGAUGAAUGCGUUGUACUUUGCGGGGACCUGGCGGUAUCCGUUCUUGAAGAACGCUACUAAGUAUGGCGCCUUCUACACAGACGUUGACAAGAGCGUCCAAGUCCCCUACAUGAACACCAAUGGCCGUUUCUAUUACGCAGAUAUGCCAGAGCUGGAUGCCCAACUCAUCAGAUUGCCUUACCUCGGUCACAAAUACGCGAUGUUCAUAGUCGUGCCUCGAGCAAGAACUGGGCUUCAGCAGCUAAUAAGAGAUAUAAACCCGUUCGUUAUUAAGAAUCAUAUCUUGUCGAUGGAGGAGACCCCAUUGGAGGUCUAUUUGCCUAAAUUUAAAUUCGACUUCACAACUCAUUUGGAAUCUACGCUUCGUGAGUUGGGCAUUCGCGAUAUUUUCGACAACACAGCCGCUCUCCCUGGUAUCGCUAGAGGCAAGGCAAACUCUCAGCGUCUAAUCGUUUCUGACAUUGUUCAGAAAAUGGGCCUAGAGGUGGACGAGAUUGGUACCAUAGCACAUGCCGUUACUGAGGUUUCAGUCGGCAAUAAGAAUUCCGAGACGGUUGUCAACAUUAGACAUCCGUUUAUGUUCUUCGUGGAGGACGAGUUAGCGGGGACUAUAGUAUUUCUUGGGAAAGUAAUGAAUCCCUCGGAAAGUAAUGGAGUUUACAAGGAACCGAUAGCAGAAGUGCCACCCCGGUUUGGCCAAACGGCGUUCACUUUUGCAGCUCCAGUCGCUGCACCUGUUGCACCUGCGAUAGAUCCAAAUGACGCCGAUAGAUUCAACUUCUUCGACAUUGAACUUCUACAGGCUCUGACUGGGGAAGGCGAGGGCAAUAUUGUCCUGGCUCCGGCAAGCGUGAAGGCAGCAUUGACCGCUCUGGUUGAAGGAACUGGUGGCCGUACUGCCAGCCAAAUCCGUGACACGUUAAGGCUACCCUCGGACCCACGGAGCCUGAGGUUGGCUGCGGAACGUUCACUGGCUCCCUUCAAGGUAAAAAGGGUCGGUGCUCAAUUGGAUCUUGCUACACGUAUCUGGACCGGAACUGACGUCAACCUUACCCCAGAGUACAGUGAGAUUUUGCGGCGACACUACGAUAGCGACGUUCAACCAGUCAACUUUGUCGACGCUCUGAGAACAUCUGAUUUAAUAAACAACUGGGUUCGCGAAAAAACUAGGGGACACAUUCAAUCCAUCGUCGAGCCUGGCAGUCUUGGUCCUCAAGUGAGGCUACUACUGACGAAUGCGUUGUACAUGAAGAGCACCUGGAAGAUAGCAUUCGAUCGGAGUUUGACCAGAUCCAGAUGUUUCCAGGUGCCAAAUGUCGGCUGUCAGAAGACCUAUCUUAUGGAGAGCCUCGGAUAUUAUCCGUACGCCUACAUUCCGUCCUUGCAGGCUGAAGCGAUACAGAUUCCCUACUCGGAUGGGGAACUCUCUAUGUUGAUUCUACUUCCUGAGCGCGUCGAGGGCGGACUACAAGCGCUCGUUAAGGACUUGUCUCACACUUCGCUGCCGCACAUCGUUAAUAGUCUACAAGAAACGGAAGUCGUCUUGUUUAUGCCGAAGUUCAGCAUCGAUACCAAGAUGAAUUUGCAAUCAACUUUACAAAAUCUUGGAAUCGUAGACCUAUUUGGCCUGAAUGCCAACAUUUCCGGAGCUGCAACUAGCCCUCUUGAGGUAGGGGAUAUACUGCACAAUGCGAAGAUCGAGGUGAACGAGGAAGGAACAAUUGCAUCAGCACUUACAGGAAUUGCGGUUGUACCACUGAUGGGUUCCACGGUUCAGACUUUCCGAGCCGAUCGUCCGUUCAUAUUCAUCCUGCGGGACGGGGCCUCAGGUGCUGUGCUUUUCGCGGGACGAGUCGUGAACCCAGACUUGGUGGAUUCGGGAGCGUAAACGAAUUUUAUCACGGCGUCGCCCCGUAUGCUCCGCAGAAGUGUAUAAUAAACAUGGAAAUAUUGUAUAGAUUUUCGCUUGUAUAAAUACGGGAAAACUGUUAUAACAAUUGCAAUUUUUAUAAUCAAAUUAAACCUUUUUUCGUUACUGUAGUCCAUAAAAAGUAAUUCAACUGAAUUUGGGGCGGCGUUGAUUAGUCGAAUAUUUUAUUUUCGUUGCAUUUUCGUCAUCAUAAAGCUUUACUUAUAGUCAACAUGAAAAUUUGCAGCUAUUGACGUGGCGUCGCGACGACGCAUCGGCAAAAGCUGCACUUGUCGGGCGUCGCGACGCCGUCGAACAAUAACUAUAAUGUAAGCGCCUUGACCGACGACGCUCGGAUUGCGUCACGACUAGUGCUAGUACGUAACGAAUUGUUUCUACAAGUAUCGCGGUUCGAUUAUGCCGUGUAUCUAUACUUUGACUAUACUUUGCUUCUUUAAUUGUAAUUAUCGUUAUUUUGAUCAAUACUAUUAUGAUGAUUAUCGUCUCUGUGAGCACCAUGACAAUAAAUUCUAUUUACCAACGUA
This is a messenger RNA of Diprion similis, 3449 nucleotides long. RefSeq names its product serine protease inhibitor 27A-like. Gene Ontology annotation, molecular function: serine-type endopeptidase inhibitor activity. Lineage: Eukaryota; Metazoa; Arthropoda; Insecta; Hymenoptera; Diprionidae. The record is from RefSeq and is a predicted model, not a curated record. Bases 358 to 2883 code for a protein of 841 amino acids. The transcript is spliced from 15 exons.